Molecule: messenger RNA, 868 nt
Organism: Saccostrea cuccullata (small rock oyster)
Lineage: Eukaryota; Metazoa; Mollusca; Bivalvia; Ostreida; Ostreidae
Product: inactive phospholipase C-like protein 2
Exons: 5
Biological process (GO): phosphatidylinositol-mediated signaling; release of sequestered calcium ion into cytosol
Molecular function (GO): phosphatidylinositol-4,5-bisphosphate phospholipase C activity
Source: RefSeq, a predicted model, not a curated record
ACCCCUAAAGAGGGCGAUUCCAAGUCGCUGAGAUGUCAACAUGGCGGAGGAAAAUAUGACAUCCGCCGUUAGUUCAGAAACAAGUGGGAAAAUAUUUGAAGAUGUGUUUGUCAAUGGGUGUACGGAUAGCAUGGACGAUAGUGUUAAAGAAUCGGAUGAUGUUCAGACACCAACCGAGGAAAACCAUUCAAAUGAACCCACCAUGCCACGAAAAAGUAGCUUCAUGUGCAAAGAUGGGAGCAGAAAACCACCUCGAAAAAAGACCGUAUCAUUCAGCAGCAUGCCUACAGAGCGGAAAAUUGCAACAGCUCAAGACUGUCUCCAAUGUAUGCAGAGCGGCAGCGAAUUAAUAAAAGUCCGGUCCAACAGUCGUCAGUACCAUCGUAUAUUUACACUCAACCCCGACAUGACAGAAAUCCGUUGGCAGCCAACAUCCAAAAAACCCCAUAAAGCCCGAAUAUCCAUUGCUUCCAUAAAAGAAGUCCGAGGUGGUAAAACCACAGAAGCCCUGAAGAACAAGGAAAUAGCAGGGAUUUACCAAGAUGAGUGUGCUUUCUCCAUUAUCUUUGGUGAGGACUUUGAAUCCAUGGAUCUCAUUGCUAAUACUCCAGAUGAAGCCAAUAUAUGGAUUACUGGACUCACAUGUCUCAUCAACACAAGUGCCAAAACUGGAACACCCCCUGAAGCCAUUGAAGAAAUGCAACAAAUGAGAGAUUCAUAUCCUUUGUUAGUGUUCAUUUAUUUUUAUGAAAUGUUUGAAACGGAGGCUAGCCAAUCAGCUGGGACUCUGGACGAGAAGGGUGUGGUCAACUUAGUCGCCAAACUCAAUAGCAAUAUCGCCACAGCUAGAGUCCAACAAAAAGUCAAG